AUGAAGAAUGAAGUUGCUCGCAUGACCAAUCUGCUCGAGCAACUUUUGAAAGUCAAAAACGGGGAGGGAACGUCUACCCAACCAAUUAUGGGAGCACCAGCAGCUCAUAUCCAAGGGACAUCUCAAAACUUGGGGGCAGAUGCAACGACAGAACAACACUUUGUGCCUAUCACCCCUAUCCUGCCAAGUCAAACUCCCAUCACCGUGGAUUUAAUAACAGAUGGACCCCCUGACAAUAGGUCCAUCGAUUUUAUGAAUUACGACAAGUUGUCUGCUUUAGAAGAAAGAUUAAGAGCAGUUGAGGGUAAUGAUUGGUUUGAUCCCAUGCGAGCAACGGAAGUGUGUUUGGUACCAAACAUCAUAGUAGCAAAGAACUUUAGGAUACCAGAGUUCAUCAAAUAUACUGGAUUGGAAUGUUCAAACACUCACCUUCGAUCUUACUGCAAUAAAAUGGCCGAGGUGAUUUAUGAUGAUAAGCUGUUAAUUUAUUUUUUCCAAGAUAGUCUAGUGGGAUCUACCCUAAGCUGGUACAUGAGGUUGGACAAUGCUAAAGUUAAGAAAUGGAAAGAUUUGGUGGAAGCUUUUCUUAAGCAGUACAAGUUCAAUUUGGAAAUUGCUCUUGAUAGAACAAGCCUUAUGUCAAUGGAAAAAGGGAGCAAGGAGUCAGUAAGGGCUUACGUGCAAAGAUGGAGAAACGAGGCAACACAUGUCCAACCACCUUUAAUAGAGACGGAGAUGGUAACCCUGUUCGCCAAUACCUUCAAGGCACCUUAUUAUGAGCAUCUAAUGGGCAGCUCAUCUCAACAUUUCUAUGAUGUUGUACGUGUGGCAGAAAGAAUAGAACAAGGGAUUAAAGCUGGGCGUAUAGCGGAAUCGUUGGAGAAGAAAGGUUUUACAGGAAGGAAAAGAGAAGGUGAUAUUAACAACUUGGAAGGCGGGUACAACGACAAGAAACUGCCACCACUACCCAUGCCCUUAAAAGACUUGUAUGCUAAACUGUUGAGUCUUGGACAAAUAACCCCAAUCUUUUUUCCACCGUUCCAACCCCCAUUUCCCGCAUGGUACAAAUCAGAAUUAACUUGUGAGUAUUAUGCUGGUAACCCGGGACACGAAAUCGAAACUUGUUAUGCUUUCAAGAAGAAGUUGCUAGAGCUUAUCAAGAUGGGCUGGGUGUCGUUCGAAGAUAAGCCCAACGUUAAUUCAAAUCCAUUGCCUAAUCAUGCUGCAAGUAAUAAUGGAGUGAGCAUGGUAAAGGUUGAGAAUCAAAGCAAAGGGUUAAAAGUACCUAUACAAAAGUUGCAUGGUAUGUUGGUACAGUCAGGGUUCCUAAAAAUGAACAAUGAACAUCAUAUGGAAAGGAGUGAUUUUUGUGAGUUCCAUGAAGAGGAGGGACAUCAUAUAAAUGAUUGCAUGGAGUUUCGUAAAAAAAUUGAGAAAAUGAUGACCAUGGGAGAACUGAGGAUUGAAGCCAUGGAGAACGGUGAUGAAAUAAGAAUGAUGGAGGGCCAAGACAGGUUGUCAGAAGUGUGUAGAGUCCAACCAGCAGCUUAUGGGCCGCCAAAGUUAAUCCUGGUUAAACCUUCCUAUACAAAGAGAAAUCACAAUGCAAUGCCCUAUAAUUACGGCUAUGCCUCCAAUGUUAGGACCCCUCUUCCUUUGUUCCAAACUGAGGUUAGUGGGUUGACUCGGAGUGGCCGGUGCUUCACACCCGAGGAGUUAAGGAAAGCAAAGAGUAAAGAGGUGGUAGACCUGGGCAAAGAACUGAAGGUUAAUAAACUAGUAACCGAAGAGGAGUCAAAUGAAUUUCUAAAGUUGAUAAAGCACAGUGAAUAUUGCACAGUAGAUCAAUUAAAGAAAACUCCAGCUAGAAUCUCCCUUAUAUCUUUGAUACUCAGCUCUGAACCGCAUCGAAACGCCUUGCAAAAGAUAUUGAAGGAACUGGACAUAACAAAACCCUUGUACAUCACCACUAGGUGCAAGGAUUGCCUCAUAGGAAAGGUGCUCGUUGAUAAUGGCUCGACUCUUAAUGUGUUGCCAAAACACAUGCUAAAAGAAAUGUCGGUUGAUGAAUCUUAUAUGAAGCCUAGUAUCAUGAUGGCAAGAGCAUAUGAUGGCUCACCAAGACCGAUAAUUGGGACUUUGGAAGUGGUGUUAUAUAUGGGACCACAAUUGUUCUUGGUGACAUUUCAAGUUAUGGAUAUCCACCCUUCCUAUAGUAUGUUGUUGGGAAGACCUUGGAUUAAUGCAGCUGGGGUAGUAACUUCCUCGUUACACCAAUGUUUGAAGUACAUCAUGAACGGGAUGUUGGUGACUGUCAAAGCUGAGGAGAUAGUAUCCAUGAUAAAGAAUGUGGCUGUACCUUUCAUCGAGGCAGAGGAUUGCAAUGAUGAAUAUAACCAUGCUUUUGAAAUUGUAAACACUGACUGGGUGCCUGAGAACACAGUGAUAAGGAUGCCAAGGAUCUCAGAAGCAGCGAGGAUGGCCGCUCAAUGUUUUUUGGAGCAUAGGAUUCCAUUUCAACAUAACCUUAUCACUGAAAAUCCAGAAAGGGUUAAUCUAAUAAUGAUGAAAUGUGCUAAUCAAAGAUUUGGGCUGGGGUAUGAGCCUAAAAAGGAGGAUCAUCGAUGGGCUGCUGGUGGAAGAAGAGAAAGAAGAAUGGCUAGGAUUCAAGGAAGAGAGCCUGAAGAAGAAGAGCUGGAAAUCCCUCCCCUAAGGGUAUCGUUCCCAAAGGCUGCAUAUGUAAUGCAACCUGAUAAAGAUGCAAAAAGCCUUAGUCAAGAACUAUCAACCAUGAGCAUAAUCACCUUGGAGAAGGAUGAAGAGGAAGGAAGUGACAUGAAUAUGGUAGCGGGAGCGGAGGAUGAAUCACUGCCACAACUGACUGUCCAUACUCUAGAGGAAGUCUCCGCCAAGACCUUUGUGCGAAAACUGGCUGUGGGUGAGAAGUUUCAAAACUGGGUGACCCAAGAAGCUCCUAUAGUGUUUAAAAUGAAUCCUGAAAGCGGACCCUCCACAACAUCACAUACACUUAACAUCAAGAAUGAAUGGCCAAACUUUAACGAACAUGUGAUUGCGGUGGAAGAAGAAGAGUGGGAUGAAAGCAAUAUCACAGAAUUCGCAAAGCUCGUGGAACAACAUGAACAGACUUGGAAGCCCGCUGCAGAAGAACUUGAAACCAUAAAUGUGGGUAAUGAUCAGUCCAAGAAAGAGUUGAAAAUAGGGACCUUAAUUACUCCAAAGCAAAGAACAACAAUGAUCGCCCUACUACAAGAAUAUACAGAUGUUUUCGUUUGGUCUUACGAGGAUACGCCUAGUUUGGAUAUAAAUAUCGUAGUACACAAGAUCCUACUGGAGGAAGGAUACAACCAGAUAAAAAUGGCUCCGGAAGAUAAGGCGAAGACAACUUUUGUUACACCUUGGGGAACAUAUUGUUACAAGGUUAUGCCAUUCGAUCUGAAGAACGCAGGGGCCACCUAUCAGAGAGCCAUGGUGGCUUUGUUUCAUGACAUGAUGCAUAAAGAAAUUGAGGUGUAUGUAGAUGAUAUGAUUGCGAAGUCAAAGAAAGGAGAAGAUCAUGUAAAGGUUUUGAGAAAGCUAUUUGAAAGGUUGAGGAAAUACGAACUAAAGCUCAACCCUGCAAAAUGUUCAUUUGGGGUUAAGUUCGAAAAGCUGCUAGGAUUUAUGGUAAGCAACAGAGGUAUAGAGGUAGAUCAUGAUAAAGUAAGGGCAAUCCAAUCUAUACCAUCCCCAAAGACCGAAAAGGAGGUAAGAGGAUUCUUGGGAAGAUUGAACUACAUCGCCCGAUUUAUAGCUUAG
Molecule: messenger RNA, 3816 nt
Organism: Populus trichocarpa (black cottonwood)
Lineage: Eukaryota; Viridiplantae; Streptophyta; Magnoliopsida; Malpighiales; Salicaceae
Exons: 5
Coding region: 1-3816 (1271 amino acids)
Source: RefSeq, a predicted model, not a curated record